ACAUCGCGAAGAAUUUUAAUUCUUUGUUAAAAAAUAACGUCGAGCGUUAAGCGCACGUUGGUACUUGCAACACGAAAGAGUAAUCGAUUCCUUUCCGCCCUUACUUUUCUCCAAAUCGAGCAUUUCCAUCGUGAAAGUAUCAAGGAGAAAUAAUUAAAGAAAAGAAGGAACGCUACUUCAGGUAGCGAGUGUGCGUAAAGAAACUGGAGGGUUUAAAGGGAAUUAAAGAGAAAGUAAGACGGUAAAGGCAGCAAGUAUGCGCUGCCUGUUAGAAAUACUCGUAUAGCGUGUAAAACCAUGAUGGGUUUAAAAGACAUUAAAAUGCUUUCAUCGAUGUAUUACCUUGUCGUAUCCGAUGUAUAUUACCUUCCGAGGAGAAAUUUCGAAAGGUGCGUUCCAUAAUUUUUUUUACCGUACUUCUCUACUGGCAAUCAGUCGCCAGUCGAAAUAAUACAGUGUUACAGGGUAUAGACGCACGGUAGUUUGCGAUCGAACUGACGUAGGUAAUAAACCCAGAAACGCCUGUCGGGGCCAAUACACCCACCUUCUUUUAUGGGGCAACGAACUCUGUAUAUACUCUCUGUAUCGUACUGUAUCACGAAUCAUGGUGUCACUCACAACCUAUCCUUUAUUCGCAUACAUUAAGUCUGGAGAACCACCACCGAUCCAUUGAUGAAUCGUUCGUAAUUCAAAUCAGGAAGCUCGUUCUCUGAUUUCGUUCAAUUUGUUCCAACAGGUUGUUUAAUCGAAUUAUUUCCUAUUACAUAUGGAUAGAAUAUUCCGCAAUUAUCUGUCGACACUAGUCGAUCGUCGAUAUAUUACAAAGAUCAGAUUAAGAGGACUAAUCUUGCAAAGUGAUAGAAAUACUACCGAUGUUAAUACGAUGAUAUUUAUAUAGUAAAUGUAUGUAAUAGCGUAUACGGGGAAUACUAAAAUAUAUUACUGCUAUGUUUUUUAAUAGCUUAAGGUUAUAUCCUUGGUGGUUUCAUCAGAAAGCAGUAAAUGUCGAUUCUAAUUAUUAAUUCAUCGUUAGUUUGUACUCUAAUAAAAUUCAUAUACCGUUACCAUAAAUCAAUUAAACUGUCCCGAUACUUAUGGCCGACAGUGUAUGCGACUUUAGGUUCGUUCCAUUAUCGUAACCGUCAAAUUCGUUGAACUUUCUGAAAUGCUUCGAUAUGGUUUUACGUAAUAGGGCGAGCAACGAACUGUUUCUUAAUUAUCUCCUUUCGCCAAAAAUAUUUCGUUUGGUUCGUCGGCCCGUCCUGCAUCAGAUACAGGACGAUAAAAUGGCAUGCUUGCGAAGUACGAAAGUCGUGAAAAUAGCGUAUUAACAAAAUUAGCAUAAAAGGAGAAAGUCGCGGUCGUUGGCCGCACGACCACGUUUGGUUCGACUGUCGAAUCUGCGAAUUCUCGUGUGAACGGGUCUCGCAACAGAAAGAUCGAGAUAUGGCGACAACGUGCGACCGAUCGGACAUUCAAAAAGAAACUGUACUCACACACACAGUCUGAGGAAAAAGGAGGCAGACAACGGGUACGGGACAAGCAUCAACUGGGAAUAAAUCGAAUAUCAAUUUUUUUAUCUGAACAAAAAUGAUUCGUCCCCGAGUUUGUCUUUUUCCAGAAUAACGAAAGAACAGUCUGGCAUCUUUAAUUCCUGUUCAAUACGUUACACACAUACUAUACAAUUGCUGUAAGUCUAACUGUAGUUAUAUUCUAGAAAAAUGAAAUCGUGUUUGACAUUAUUUUUGUAGAACCUUUUAAUUUCUAUCCGACGAUAAAUCAAGACGUAGAUCAUUUUCUAGCCUCUAGACUCUAAGAAGAGCCUCCACAAAUUUAGCAAGGAUCAUUUCCGUUAUGAAGACUUUUUCAAUUCCUUUUGUCUUUCGCGUCGCUCGAAUCAGCCACCCUAUACGACUUCCUUCGAGACCAAUGUGUUAGCGAUAAUAGUUUCGUUAUAUUCUCGAUUUGCACGGGUACGCAUUAAUAGUUAUCGAACCAUUAAAUGCGAAGGAUUUUAAAGAGCAUGUAAAACUUACUAGUCAGUCAUCGUUUACCUGGUAGUUGAUAAAUAAUUAAAAUUGAAAGGCAGGAGCUGUUGGCUGAUCUUGACAUAUCGCAUUACGAUGCGACUCGCAUACGGGUGAAUAAACUUGAGAAAUUUAUCGAGGAGAAACGAUGAUCUCUCGCGAGCAAAGAAAAGGACCCUAACCUUGAUAACUGGAUCCAGCCAAUGACCCCAGUCGAUCGUUGCCCCGGUUCUACCUGCUUACCACAAGAAUUAGAGGAAAGAGGUAGAUAGACUGGUACCUAUGUGCCAAUCCUGCAUCUUGUUCCACCAUUAACCCUCCUUUAAAUAUGGUCACCUCCUACUAUAAUAUUCGUUUUAACAAUGGUGACUCUACGUUCACCGAAUAGCACAAAUAAAGAUGAAAAAUAAGAAUACAAGAAAGUAAAAAAAUAUGAAAAAGAGAAAAAGAGAAAAAGAGAGAAGAUAAAAAGGAAGAAUAGAAUUUCAGGUCGAUGAAUUAUCGAGUAGUACGAUAGGUCGAACGAAAAAGUGCAGGAACAAAUAGAGUAUAUGAAUGCAGGGAAAGGUGAAUCGUGGAGGACAGGAAGGAUCACGAAGAAAAGCUACGUGGUUCGUCCAUGAGGAUUGCGAUCAGCAUAAAGUUCGUUAUACCCUUCGAAGAGAGUUGACAAAAAGUCUGCGGUCAUCAACCAGCCUUGGAGAAAAAUCAUUUUAUCGAGUUCGGAGUAGUUGUCCUUAGGUUAAAUGAAAAAUAAUAAAAUUACAUUAAAAGGUUGAGCAGUUUAUCACCGGCGCGAAUUCAAUUCGAAUAGUUCACCUCGCAUGAAGGAGCGAAUAUGUUGAACUUUUGGAAGAGAGAGGAAUGUACAGAACAGAAUAGGUACAAUUGAAAAAGAUGUAAGAGUUUCGGUCAGUAAAGAGGUAGCUUCAAUAUUUAAAUCGUACUUAUUGAAAUAGGAAAGAAGAUAUAAAUUUCUUACGAAGACUACAUGGGGAGAAUAUAAGCCUUGUUUUGUUGAUUUUUAUGUCACUUUAUGAUUGAAAAGACGAUUAUUGCCAAACAUUCACUUAAUAAAACCUAAUAUAUCUACUCUUAUUAGCUGUUAAUACCUCACUUCGAUACGAAACUGCUAGCGAUAAAAGAUUGAAUCUCUCUAAAAUUAUCCGCAAAUAAAAGUUCAAUGGGGUGAAAUCGAAGGUGAUAUUGAAAGUCAAAGUAUUAUUCUCAUUGUAUUUUGUAUUUUUAAUAUAACUUUUUGAUGAAACUUUGAUUGACCAAUGUUUACGUAACAUUUUGUGCCUGAUUCUACCCAUAGAAUAUACCGACAAAGUAUAACUGCUAAACCGUGGGACAUAUCGUAACAUAUUACAUCUCAGGAACUGCAAUAGUUUCAAUUAACUUAUUGUGUUUGAUCGAGAUCUUAUUGCCAAGGAUAGUAAUAAGAACCCUUUUCACUCCACUCCACCUUUCCCUUUACUUUUCCUUCUAUUUUUCAAACCAACCCUUCGCCUUCGCCUUCGCCUUCGCCUUCGCCUUCGCCUUCGCCUUCGCCUUCGCCUUCGCCUUCGCCUUCGCCUUCGCCUUCGCCUUCGCCUUCGCCUUCGCCUUCGCCUUCGCCUUCGCCUUCGCCUUCGCCUUCGCCUUCGCCUUCGCCUUCGCCUUCGCCUUCGCCUUCGCCUUCGCCUUCGCCUUCGCCUUUGCCUUCGCCUUCGCCUUCGCCUUCGCCUUCGCCUUCGCCUUCGCCUUCGCCUUCGCCUUCGCCUUCGCCUUCGCGUCCCUUUGAAAUUUUCCAGUGGCGAAGGAAGAUGUAGUUAAAAUAUUUACUUGCGGUUCACAGCUUCAAAAAAGAAGUAGUUGAGUAGAUUCGCGUUAGAUCGCUAAAAUAUAUUGUGCUUAUACAAUUUCUGCUGACCAUAGAGAAAGAGAAGAAGCAAGCUUAGCGUUCGUCUAAACGAUGGUGUCACUACAGUGACGGCAUUUGCAAAGACAAACAGUUCCAGAUAUAGUGUUUAACUCUGCGUAAUCAUGUAAAUUGUAAGUAACAUAGAUACGGAAGUAAAUUAGAGUAAUCUCAUAUACAGAGUAAAUCUCUUAUAUUUAUACAUUAGGUUAGAAUUAUGGAAGACUGACUGAUUAACUUCUAGGUAACAUUAGGUAGAAUACAGUGCGUAUACGUAUGCAUAUCUUACAAUGUUAUCCUGUAAGUGACAUUAGUGAAAGUUGUAAGUCUGAUUAAGCUUAGAACCUCGAGAUAGAUGUCUCUUCCUAACCUUUCAAAGACCUUCUAAAUCUCUUCAAAAAGAAAAAAAAAGCCAAAAAACGGGGUACCCACGGUCAAGUUCCACAAAACAAAUCAGGUAACGCAGCAAACAUCGUUUCAGAAGAUUCAAUCGAAUCGCUCGAUGCUUCGUCGCUGCUUCACGAACUGAUUCACGAUGAACUUCAUUUACGCGAUAUUCGUUUUAUUCGUUUCCGUUCUUGUAUACGUCUUCUAUAUAAAUCGAAAGGUACGUCGUCUACCACCUGGUCCUUGGCAACUUCCGAUCGUCGGCUAUCUUCCAUGGAUCGAUGCAAAAAAACCACACGAAACUCUGACGAAUUUAGCCAGAGUUUAUGGUCCUAUAUGUGGAUUUCGCAUGGGUUCCGUUUAUACUGUUUUAUUGUCGGAUCCUCAAUUAAUAAAGCAGACCUUCUCGAAAGAUAUGUCCACCGGUAGAGCACCUUUGUACCUUACACACGGAAUUAUGAAGGGAUAUGGUUUAGUUUGCGCGGAGGGAGAACGGUGGAAGGAUCAGAGAAAAUUCGUUAGCAAUUGCUUACGAAACUUUGGAAUGAUAAAACACGAAGGACCAAAGCGAGAGAAAAUGGAGAAACGAAUAUCCGAUGCAGCAAAUGAAUGUGCAACGGCACUGAAAAAUCGCGGGGCAAAUGGACCGAUCGAUCCACUAAAUACGCUUCAUCAUUGUAUGGGUAAUCUUGUUAAUAGCAUCGUAUUUGGAAAAACCUAUAAGGAGGAAGACGAAGUUUGGAAAUGGCUAAGACAUCUGCAAGAAGAAGGAGUGAAAGAAAUUGGUGUCGCUGGACCGCUCAACUUUUUACCUUUUCUCAGAUUCUUACCACGAUACGGCCGAACGAUACAAUCGAUCGUCGAUGGAAAGGAGAAAACGCAUAAAGUAUAUCGGGAAAUACUCGAAGAACACCGUGCACAGAUCGCGCAAGCAUCAGAAAAUACGGAUAGAGUCGAGAGCUUUCUGGCAGCAUUCGACGAACAAAUGAGGAAAGAAAACGGUACAAAAUCCGAGUUUUUCACAGAACCCCAACUGUACCAUUUAUUAGCAGAUCUUUUUGGUGCUGGAACUGAUACUACUUUGACCACCUUUCGUUGGUUUCUCUUAUUCAUGGCUACCCAUCCUACGGAGCAGGAAAAGGUACAAUCGGAGAUGGAUCUAUGUUUGAAGGAAGGGGAGCAGCCGACUCUAGACGAUAGAAUCGCUAUGCCUCGUCUCGAGGCUGCUAUAGCCGAAGUGCAGAGGAUAAGGACUGUUACACCACUCGGUAUUCCUCAUGGAACAUCAGAGGAUAUGCGGAUAGGUGAUUACGAUGUACCACGCGGUACCAUGAUCGUGCCGAUGCAGUGGGCUAUUCACACCGAUCCUGCUUACUGGCAAGAUCCUCUCGAAUUUCGACCCGACAGAUUCCUAUCCGAUGAUGGAAGUUUCUUCAAACCGGAAUCGUUUCUCCCAUUUCAAAGUGGAAAACGCAUUUGCGUGGGAGAGGAACUCGCUAGGAUGAUACUAUUUUUGUUCGCCGGGAGGAUACUGCGCGCAUUCGUUAUAUCCGUACCACCGGACGAGAUCGUCGAUCUCGAAGGCGAUUGUGGCAUUACGUUAGUUCCGAAACCACAUCGCUUGAUGUUCGUUCCACGACAUCAUUAAUUAACGAUUAUAAUCAAUAAAUUGUAUGUAGAUCUAAUAGAACGGCUAUUGUAAUCUGAUCGAUCAUCGUUACAAGUUACAACUAUCACAAGCGUGUUUUACGAAAAUAUAUACUUUUCAUAAUUAACCUGGUCGAACGAUCGAUCGUUUAGAAAGUUUUCGUCCAGCGGAUAAACGAACGACUCUUUCGUUUCUCCUUUUCUCAAUCACGCCCCCCCGUUCCCCUCUUCCCCCCUUUGUUGCUGUUCGCUCCUUUUUUGUAUCUGUCUUUUUUCUUAAAUACCUGUUCUUUCGUCUUGGUCGAGCUAUAUCGCCUGUCAUCCCGAAAGUUCAGCUUCCGCCCACAUUCCCGUCCCUCCAUCUCUGGCUCUCUUAAUCUUUUCGUCAACAGGUAUAUUCGCGAAUUCGGAAAACACAAAAUCGAUUCCCCGUAACGCACAAAAGGUAUCCC
Bombus huntii is the source of this 6416-nucleotide messenger RNA. It is a transcript of the gene phtm, whose product is annotated as cytochrome P450 306a1. The record is from RefSeq and is a predicted model, not a curated record. NCBI's taxonomy places the organism in Eukaryota, Metazoa, Arthropoda, Insecta, Hymenoptera, Apidae. Gene Ontology annotation, molecular function: iron ion binding; heme binding; oxidoreductase activity, acting on paired donors, with incorporation or reduction of molecular oxygen, reduced flavin or flavoprotein as one donor, and incorporation of one atom of oxygen. Gene Ontology annotation, biological process: xenobiotic metabolic process. Bases 4466 to 5965 code for a protein of 499 amino acids. The transcript is spliced from 8 exons. Gene Ontology annotation, cellular component: intracellular membrane-bounded organelle; cytoplasm.